This is a messenger RNA of Pochonia chlamydosporia 170, 765 nucleotides long. Its product is annotated as reverse transcriptase. The transcript has a single exon. Gene Ontology annotation, molecular function: nucleic acid binding. The coding region runs from base 1 to 765 and encodes 254 amino acids. The record is from RefSeq and is a predicted model, not a curated record. Lineage: Eukaryota; Fungi; Ascomycota; Sordariomycetes; Hypocreales; Clavicipitaceae.
AUGGCACCCAUCAAUCGCGUCCAGAGAGUGGGAGCUCAGGCGAUCGUGGGAUCGUUUCUCACAGUUGCGACAAGCAUUGCAGAAGCGGAGGCAGCUAUCCCGACCACGCGAGAGCGACUUUGGAAACGAGCGAUAAAACUUUGGAUUGACAUUCACACUUUGCCGAAAACAAAUCCCCUUCACAGGAUAACAGCCCGUGUGCGGAAAUUCUACCAGUCCUACCGAUCGCCGUUUCACCAAGUAGCAUGCAGACUGAAGGAGAUACCGCUAUCGGAAAUCGAAUCUAUUCAACCGUUCGCUUUGGCGCCCUGGGAUAAACGAAUGGAGGCCAUUCAAUAUGAAGACAUGAGCAAGGGGAUUGAGGGGACCUGGGAUGUCGGUGUGGCCGUCAGCAGCUCGGCUCGCAACGGACUGGUCGGCGUGGGAGGAGUGGCACAUAUCAAGGUAAAAGGCAGGGCGGAUCCAAGGAGUCAAGCGUUCUCUAUCACCAUUGGCCCGAGAAACGAACAGAACCCGUAUUCAGGCGAGCUAGCUGCAAUGGCACAUGCCCUGAGAUCGCUGCCAAACGUCCGCCGCCGACGUAUAGCACUUUUGACGACGAAUAAGGCAAUGGCCCUCAGCCUGCGAAACCCCCGACAGCAAUCAGGCCAGGAACACAUCCAGAUCAUCUAUGGAGAGAUCAAUAGAUUGUGGAAGAAGGGGAACGGAUUGCUCAUCGUUUGGAUACCUGCCUCCGAGAACAACGUGCUCUUGCAUGUAGUCUGA